Messenger RNA from Effrenium voratum, 1992 nucleotides. The record is from the annotation of a GenBank genome assembly. NCBI's taxonomy places the organism in Eukaryota, Dinophyceae, Suessiales, Symbiodiniaceae.
AUGGCUUCCAAGACCCGAGCAGCAGCUUUGGCAGGCGCGGCAGCGCUGGGUGGCGCGGCUUUUGUGGCGCCCGUGGCGCCAACGACGACGACCCCGGCACUUCGCGCUACAGCGGGAAAGGCCACAGCGGCCACUUCGCCAUCUGAGGCGCCCAAGGCGCUCGCAGUCGCGGGUGCCGCCCUGGCCGCUUUGGCAGGGCGCAAGGCCUUCGUCCCCAGCGCGAAGCCUCACAUGGUGGCUUUGAGUGCCUUCGAGAACGAGCUCGGCGUGCAGGCUCCUGUGGGAUUUUGGGAUCCCGCUGGUUUUACCGCGGACGGCAGCACCGAGAACUUUGCACGCAGGCGCCAGACGGAGUUGAAGCAUGGCAGGAUUUCCAUGCUGGCAACCAUGGGCUAUAUCACUCCUGAGAUCACGGGAAAAUUCCCGGGCUAUCUGAGCCCUUCCGCAGGCUUGAAGUUCGCGGAUGUCCCUAACGGACUUGCGGCAAUUUCCAAGGUGCCCGCUGCGGGCUGGGGUCAGAUCUUGGCUUACAUGGCCUUCUGCGAGGUGUCCCAGGACCAGUCGGCUGGAACUCCUGCUGCGGCAGGUGACUUCGGAUUCAAGGUGCUCACCGCAUCCGACCCGGAGGCCAAGAAAACUAAGCUUGCAGCCGAGCUCGCGAACGGUCGCCUGGCCAUGAUGGCCAUCAUCGGCAUGUUCUUUCAGGAUGGCUUGACCGGAAGCGCCUGGGGUGACUGGGCCAACUACACCGCUUCGCCUCUGCGAGCUUUCGAGAACGAGCUCGGCGUGCAAGCACCAGUCGGAUUUUGGGAUCCCGCUGGUUUUACCGCGGACGGCAGCACCGAGAACUUUGCACGCAGGCGCCAGACGGAGUUGAAGCAUGGCAGGAUUUCCAUGCUGGCAACCAUGGGCUAUAUCACUCCUGAGAUCACGGGAAAAUUCCCGGGCUAUCUGAGCCCUUCCGCAGGCUUGAAGUUCGCGGAUGUCCCUAACGGACUUGCGGCAAUUUCCAAGGUGCCCGCUGCGGGCUGGGGUCAGAUCUUGGCUUACAUGGCCUUCUGCGAGGUGUCCCAGGACCAGUCGGCUGGAACUCCUGCUGCGGCAGGUGACUUCGGAUUCAAGGUGCUCACCGCAUCCGACCCAGAGGCCAAGAAAACUAAGCUUGCAGCCGAGCUCGCGAACGGUCGCCUGGCCAUGAUGGCCAUCAUCGGCAUGUUCUUUCAGGAUGGCUUGACCGGAAGCGCCUGGGGUGACUGGGCCAACUACACCGCUUCUCCUCUGCGAGCUUUCGAGAACGAGCUCGGCGUGCAGGCACCAGUCGGAUUUUGGGAUCCCGCUGGUUUUACCGCGGACGGCAGCACCGAGAACUUUGCACGCAGGCGCCAGACGGAGUUGAAGCAUGGCAGGAUUUCCAUGCUGGCAACCAUGGGCUAUAUCACUCCUGAGAUCACGGGAAAAUUCCCGGGCUAUCUGAGCCCUUCCGCAGGCUUGAAGUUCGCGGAUGUCCCUAACGGACUUGCGGCAAUUUCCAAGGUGCCCGCUGCGGGCUGGGGUCAGAUCUUGGCUUACAUGGCCUUCUGCGAGGUGUCCCAGGACCAGUCGGCUGGAACUCCUGCUGCGGCAGGUGACUUCGGAUUCAAGGUGCUCACCGCAUCCGACCCAGAGGCCAAGAAAACUAAGCUUGCAGCCGAGCUCGCGAACGGUCGCCUGGCCAUGAUGGCCAUCAUCGGCAUGUUCUUUCAGGAUGGCUUGACCGGAAGCGCCUGGGGUGACUGGGCCAACUACACCGCUUCUCCUCUGCGAGCUUUCGAGAACGAGCUCGGCGUGCAGGCACCAGUCGGAUUUUGGGAUCCCGCUGGCUUUACCGCGGACGGCAGCACCGAGAACUUUGCACGCAGGCGCCAGACGGAGUUGAAGCAUGGCAGGAUUUCCAUGCUGGCAACCAUGGGCUAUAUACUCCUGAGAUCACGGGAAAAUUCCCGGGCUAUCUGA